Molecule: messenger RNA, 3310 nt
Organism: Paralichthys olivaceus (Japanese flounder)
Lineage: Eukaryota; Metazoa; Chordata; Actinopteri; Pleuronectiformes; Paralichthyidae
Product: CTP synthase 1-like
Biological process (GO): CTP biosynthetic process; pyrimidine nucleobase biosynthetic process
Cellular component (GO): cytoplasm; cytoophidium
Molecular function (GO): CTP synthase activity; identical protein binding
Source: RefSeq, a predicted model, not a curated record
CCUGAUUGGUCGAGCCGGUGGUGGCGGCGGACCAUUGGCUGCCUGACAGGAGAGGAACAGGGAAGAGCUUCUCCAGCGUGGAACGGAAGGAACCAGAGUGUGUUGAGGAGGAGCACACGAGGUGUCAGCGUCCUACACGUGUCCGAUGCUUUGUAAAGAGAAUAACAACUCGUUCAAGUUACUCACACGAACAUCGGCUCACACUCUGACUUCAGCUUGUCUGCGGCCGCUCGUCAUCACAAACCAUCAUGAAGUACAUCCUUGUUACGGGAGGCGUCAUAUCUGGUAUCGGUAAGGGAAUCAUUGCCAGCAGCGUGGGAACAAUCCUCAAGUCCUGCGGCCUUCAUGUGACGGCCAUCAAAAUCGACCCCUACAUCAACAUUGAUGCCGGCACCUUUUCACCAUAUGAACACGGUGAAGUAUUUGUUCUUGACGAUGGUGGGGAGGUGGAUCUGGACUUGGGGAACUAUGAGCGUUUCCUGGAUAUUCGUCUCACCAGAGACAACAACCUCACCACAGGAAAGAUCUACCAGUCGGUAAUCAACAAGGAGAGGAGAGGAGACUACCUCGGCAAGACUGUACAAGUGGUACCCCACAUCACAGACGCCAUCCAGGAGUGGGUAAUGAGGCAGGCCAGGAUCUCAGUAGAUGAUGACGGUGUGGAGCCACAAGUUUGUGUUAUAGAACUGGGAGGCACAGUGGGGGAUAUCGAGAGCAUGCCCUUCAUCGAGGCCUUCAGACAGUUCCAGUUCAAGGUGAAGAGAGAAAACUUCUGCAACAUCCACGUCAGCUUGGUUCCACAGCCCAGCACCACAGGAGAACAAAAAACCAAACCAACCCAGAACAGUGUCCGAGAGCUGAGAGGGCUCGGCCUGUCUCCAGACUUGAUUAUGUGCCGCUGUACAUCACCCCUAGAAACUGCUGUCAAGGAGAAGAUCUCCAUGUUCUGUCAUGUAGAGCCCACACAGGUGGUCUGUGUGCAGGAUGUGUCCUCAGUCUACAGAGUGCCUCUGCUGCUGGAGGAACAGGGUGUCGUGAGCUACUUCUGUCAGCGGCUGAACCUCCCUGUGGAGAUAAUGAGGCCCAGAAAGAUGCUCACGAAGUGGAAGGAGAUGGCCGACAGAUCUGACCGUCUCCUGGAGCAUGUUUCCAUCGCCCUUGUGGGGAAGUAUACAAAGUUAUCUGACUCCUACACUUCAGUUAUCAAGGCCCUUGAGCACUCAGCCCUCGCAAUAAAUCACAAACUGGAGGUCAAGUACAUAGACUCUGCAGACCUGGAGAAUACAACUCUGCAAGAUGAACCGGUGAAAUAUCACGAGGCCUGGCAAAAACUCUGCAGCUCUCAUGGUGUGUUGGUACCAGGAGGAUUUGGUGUGAGAGGGACGGAAGGAAAGAUGCUGGCUAUUCGCUGGGCGAGGAAGCAGAAUAAGCCAUUCCUUGGAGUAUGCUUGGGCAUGCAGCUGGCAGUGUGCGAGUUUGCCCGUAAUGUUCUAGGAUGGGAAGAUGCAAACUCCACAGAAUUCAACCCAGACUCCGAACACCCCGUGGUGAUUGACAUGCCGGAGCACAACCCAGGGCAGAUGGGUGGGACUAUGCGGUUGGGGAAGAGGCGGACGAUUUUCAAAUCCAACACCAGUGUACUGAAAAAACUGUACGGAGAUUUCGAAUAUGUUGAGGAGAGGCACAGACACAGAUUUGAGGUGAAUCCUGAGCUGAAGAACCAUUUUGAAACAAAGGGUUUCAAUUUUGUUGGUCAGGAUGUGGAGGGAGAGAGAAUGGAGGUCAUUGAAUUGGAGGGACACUGUUACUUCGUUGGAGUGCAGUACCAUCCAGAGUUCACCUCCAGACCCAUCAAACCGUCUCCUCCAUACUUUGGUCUCCUGCUGGCUGCUGCAGGAAAACUCCAGAGCUACAUGGCCAAGGGCUGUCGCCUUUCUCCACGGGACACCUACAGCGACCGCAGCGAAAACAGCUCCCCUGAAGUAGAGAUGUCAGAGCUGAGGUUCCCCUCUUUGUAGUUGUAGAGUUGUGUUUCUGUCAUUGAAGCAGAUUAAUACAAAGCUGGAUAAAUAACGUUAUAAACCAAAAUAUGUUUGGUUCAUAGUUUUAGAUCUGAAUCAGCGAUUGUGGACAGGUAAAGGGGGGUUAUGCUGGUAUCUCUGUUGGUGCUUCAAAGUUGCUGUUAUGAGCAAAAACUGAAAUGAAAUGUUUACAGGGAUUAUAGUAAAAACAAAUAUGGACAUUGGAGAGAAAGUAUAAAGACAAUGGGGAAAUGGUGUGAGAAAUAUAUGGAAAAUCAGUUUUAUCUGUAUGUUUGGUCAAACACAUAAGGAAAUGGACAAUGUAUUUUCCAGUUAGGUAAUGAAGACUUAGCAACAGUGACAAAUGGCUACAGUGGGAGUCAGGGUCUGUGCAAUCAGGUUUUUGUUGGAGUUAAAAUACUGAAAGGAAACAGACUUAGCUUUAUGUGAAAUUCAUUGUCGAUAUUUUGCUUGUGUUUUCUGACAAGUGUUUGUAUUUAUGUGUUUGCCUCUUUAUUUAAUGUGUCAAUGAUUUUUUUCCCCCUCUUGCGUAUCAUAGCCCUCAGGGUUACUACACAAUGUGUAUAAACUACGUGUCAUUCUGGUCUGAGAUUAUUUUACGUUUUGUUCUAAAUACUACAACUUUAUAUGCUAUUCCAAACAAAUCUGUUCACAGAACAGGACCACAACGUUGCACUUUUGUGGCUGUGGGAUGAAUGAAUUUCCCUGUUGUAAUGAGGUGAAUUGUUUUAAGUAUGAAUAUCACAAGGGUGCUGGGAUUUCAUUUCUGCAUGCAAGUUGUUGUAGGCAAACUUGUGUUGUUAUUAGUUUUUAUUCCCUGAGUCACUGGCUCUGGUUGCAUGACUUCCUGCUUUUGUUUUUGAACCUUUGAGCUACUGACAUUAACAAAUAUUGUUUUCCGACUCCGCUGCCUUUUACUGUCUCAUGUGACCCUCAGCUUUUUAAAAUGAAAUCUACCGAUCCAGUCAUCCCAGAAUCCAGCCAACUUCAAAUGACCCUUGAGUCAACAGAAUUGGCUUGGCAUAAGAAAAUGGAAAUCUGACCUAAAUUUGAUCUCAAAGCAUCAGUAGCAGCCAAAUGUAGAUGGGAAGCAUCAAGCCCCCAAGUUACAUUUUGCUGAAGAAUCCUCUUAAAUUAUUGCUGUCAUUAUGUGUCGGUGACCCAAAUGUAAGAAAAGAAAAGCAUAUUUUUAUAUUUAUGAGGUUCUGAUGCAUGUGUGAUGGAAAUAUAUGCGUUUAUCCUCAAUAAAUAAAUGUUUUAUUUCUCAU